AUAACCGCAAGCACAACAAGUUUUGUGUGUGUGUAUGUGUGACUGGGAUGGGCUAAGGGCUGGUUAGAGGGAGGUGGAAAGACGCUCGGCAUCAAUGAAGUGAAAGGUGGAUUGAAUCUAAUAUAAGGAGGAUGCGAGCGGCAGAUCAAUAACCGAGAGAGCUGGCAGGAUAACAGACAGAAUCAGAGAACAGCUGUGGUGGGCUUGGAAGAGCAACAGUCAGAUAUCCAGCAUGCGUGCUCUGGUGGUUUUGCCUCUGCUCUUGUGUGCAGUGGUGUGUGUGGAUCAGGUGAGAGCGCAAGUGACGGCAAUGAAGCUGUGCGGUAAGCAGUUAAUCAACGCCAUCUCCUACACCUGUGGAGCGUCCCGCUGGAGGAGGUUCUUCAGCGAGCCAGACGUGGAUGGGGAGCAGAGCAGCUUGGAGAAGUUCAGCAGUUUGGCCUCAGAGAUGACCAAACGGGAUAAUAACAUCUUCCUGGCCAACAUGUGCUGUCAGGUGGGCUGCAGGAAGACCGACCUCGCCCACUUCUGCUGAGGACAAUCCUCUCACUUUUUGUUGUUGUUGUUGUUGUUAAAGUGACUAUAAUGACUGUGUACCUUGCUAAGAACCAAAUCUGACUCACGUGGCGAACUGUUAUGAUCUCUGUGCAAGUGUUAAACUUUGUGGAAGUGAAUCUGGAUGAGCAUCUCUGAACAUGUUCCUGAACCCGAGCUGUACAUGUGCGACCAUAAAUAAAUGUUUUAAAAUCAGUUGUCUUUCUUGCAACCUUCACCUGUAUUUGGUAAUUUUUUUGCUGCUUUUGUCAAAUAAAUAUUCUAUUAUAACACCGGGAUUCAAUUCUGCAAAGGUUUGUUUGUUUGUUUUUUACUCCAAAUACUGGACAACGUGUGAACUUAUCAAACUGGAUCACUAAGACCCCCCCCCCCCC
This is a messenger RNA of Haplochromis burtoni (Burton's mouthbrooder), 929 nucleotides long. RefSeq names its product insulin-like 5a (gene insl5a). Lineage: Eukaryota; Metazoa; Chordata; Actinopteri; Cichliformes; Cichlidae. The transcript is spliced from 2 exons. The record is from RefSeq and is a predicted model, not a curated record. The coding region runs from base 233 to 535 and encodes 100 amino acids. Gene Ontology annotation, cellular component: extracellular region. Gene Ontology annotation, molecular function: hormone activity.